AUGUCGGAUUCGGAAGAGGGCAGCGAGAAGCAGCAACGCAAGGAGCAAGAUCAAUUGAAGGCAAAAUUGCAUCAAGAGCAAAUGCAGUUAGCUGAGUGGCAGAGGCAGUUGCAACAGCAGCAGAGUGUAAUCCAGCAGCAAGUGCAGAAAGGACAAUUAAUUUUGCCUGGGAAACAGGCUAAUCCUGAAGAACAGGCGAGAUUUGUGAAAGGUAAAGGUACAAGGGAACAAAUCCUCAAUGUAUGUCAGAUUAUUGAGAAGAGCCGUGAAUUCAACAAACCGGUCGUGCUAUGUUUCGUCGACUACGCAAAAGUAUUUGACUGUGUGAGUUGGGAGAAGCUGUGGAAGGUCCUAAAAGAAAUGGGAGUACCGGAACACCUAAUCAGUCUUAUCCGCAAUCUAUAUCUGGACAACGGAGCCUACGUGAAGAUCGAUUCCCGGUGCUCCAAUGUCUUCAAGACAAGAAGAGGAGUACGACAAGGAUGUAUUCUGUCUCCUAUGCUCUUCAACAGUUACGGAGAAUACAUCAUCCGAAAAACAAUUGAGGACUGGGAAGGGGGGUUCGUUGUCGGCGGAAGAAAAAUAACCAAUCUGAGAUACGCAGAUGACACAGUGCUGCUCGCCACAUCCAUGGAUGAAAUGGAAGAGCUGCUGCGGAAACUUGUGACCGAGAGUGAAGAAUUGGGUCUCGCUGUUAACAAGAGCAAGACAAAGCUCAUAGUAAUAAACCGAGCCAACAAACUCGCCAACAUCAACGUUAUACAAGAUAUAGACACCGUAGACGGACUCAUCUACCUGAGGUCUUAUAUCGACAAAAAUGGAGAUAGCGCGCCCGAAAUAAAAAGGAGAAUUAACAUCGCAAGGGAUGCAAUGGCUCGCCUGGUCAACAUAUGGAACCGGGGAAUCACGAUUAAGACCAAGAUCCGUUUUGUCCGAGCACUAGUAUUUCCAAUCUUCAUGUAUGGAGUAGAGACAUGGACUAUCCGAGAAAGAGAACGGCAGAGGAUUGACGCAUUCGAAAUGUGGUGCUGGAGGCGAAUGCUGCGGGUGCUGUGGACGGCCAAACGUACAAACAUAUCCAUCCUCAAAGAAGUUGGAAUAAAAGAACGAUUGUCCGUUACAUGUCGGAAGAGAAUACUAUACUUCGGCCAUGUAGUCAGACGAGGUGACGAAAACCUCGAGAAACUAGUCCUCACUGGCAGUGUAGAGAGCAAGAGGCCACGAGGUCGAUCCCCCAGCAGAUGGGCCGACCAAAUAAAAGAGGAUGGAAAUCUGGAUGAUAAAAUUAAAGAUAAGUUUGUCACAGGUUUAGCAAAAAGCAAGAUUUUGAAUAGAAUAUGUGAGGAAAAGCAUACAGCUACGCUACAAGCUAUUUUGGAAGUAGCUAGAAAGAAAGAAGCGGCGUUAGCUACAUCGUCUAAAGCUAGCACGGUGGAUGUUCACAGUUUGAAGCAAGGAAAGGUUUUAAGUCGAUUCAGAAAGGAGCAUUUCAAAGAAGGUCAUUUGCCCAAAAUUUGUAAAAAUAAUAAGAGUGCAGUGUCUCACACAAAUUAUUUAGAGUCAAAAUCAGAAGUAGAGGAUAUUAAAAUUGUUGACAUGUAUAAUUUAAGUAAUUCUGUAGUAGAUGAAGAACCCUUGAUGAUUAGAGUUGAGGUCAAAAAUCAGUCCAUGAAUAUGGAAUUGGAUACUGGUGCGGGUAAAUCGAAGGACAGAUUGCAGUUAGAAUUAGAUGUCAAGAAAGCUCAGUAA
This is a messenger RNA of Wasmannia auropunctata (little fire ant), 1749 nucleotides long. RefSeq lists its product as uncharacterized. NCBI's taxonomy places the organism in Eukaryota, Metazoa, Arthropoda, Insecta, Hymenoptera, Formicidae. The record is from RefSeq and is a predicted model, not a curated record. The transcript is spliced from 6 exons. The coding region runs from base 1 to 1749 and encodes 582 amino acids.